GAUUACGAUCGAGAUGAAAACCAUGAACAUGAUAGUUGUUGUUCUCGCAAUGGCAGUAGUAUUGUUACAUGGAGCAGAAGCUGUACUAUACACAGUUGGAGACGACUUGGGUUGGGCUAUUCCUCCUGGUGGCGCUGCUACUUAUGCUGCAUGGGCUGCCGAGCAUAGCUUUGUAGUCAACGAUGAGCUAGAGUUCGACUUUGCAGUAGGUGAACAAGACUUGGCCUUAGUAACCAAGGAUGAUUACGACAGUUGUAACACGGUGGAUCCCUUGUUGCUAUUCCAGGAGGCAGUUACACUUCAGUUUAUCGCAAGCGACACAUUUUAUUUCACCUCCACCUUGGCCGGGCACUGCACCAAAGGCCAAAAGAUUGCCAUUUACAUCGGCGCUGCCCUGCCUCCUAGUCCCAGUCCAACUCCAUGUCCUUCUUCAUCAAGUGCUGAUGACGCCCUAACGGUAACGGCCAAAUUUGUGUCUCACAAGAUCAUGGCCAAAGGAAACUAG
Rosa chinensis is the source of this 505-nucleotide messenger RNA. RefSeq names its product umecyanin. Gene Ontology annotation, molecular function: electron transfer activity. Bases 14 to 505 code for a protein of 163 amino acids. NCBI's taxonomy places the organism in Eukaryota, Viridiplantae, Streptophyta, Magnoliopsida, Rosales, Rosaceae. The record is from RefSeq and is a predicted model, not a curated record. Gene Ontology annotation, cellular component: plasma membrane. The transcript has 2 exons.